Molecule: messenger RNA, 4270 nt
Organism: Amaranthus tricolor (Joseph's coat)
Lineage: Eukaryota; Viridiplantae; Streptophyta; Magnoliopsida; Caryophyllales; Amaranthaceae
Exons: 1
Coding region: 418-1269 (283 amino acids)
Source: RefSeq, a predicted model, not a curated record
UAGCAUUAGAUGAUUUUACCAUCCAACACUCUAUUUACAUUAAAAUAAGCUAAUAUUGCUCAAUAACCUAAUUUGCCAAACACUCCCAUAAUAUGUUUAUUGGCAACGCUCCAAUAUUAGAUAAAAUUAUUUUAAGAAAUAUAAUAAAAUAAAUAAAUGAAAUCAACCCAUAUUCCAAAAUUUUCCCAUUUACUUAUUUAACCCUUCGUAGUCCUUCCCCUUUUAUUCAUCAGAUCAAUUUACACACACCCAUCUCUAAUCUCCCCAUCCAUUUACCCAAAAAAGUGAAACCAAAAAUCCAAAAAAAGUCCUUUCAAAUCCAACCAACUUAACCACCUUCAAACCUAAUUAUCCUUUUCCUCUUUUUACAUCCCCUCCUCAGCAGAUGCGCUAAUUCCCCUAUAUUUUCCGGCGUCAAUGUGGCGGCCGUGGGCAAUUUCAUCAUCGCCGAAAAUUUCCGACACCUCUUUCUUUACUUCUCGACCCAAAAAUCAACCCGCCAUUUUCCGAUGUUCAUCUUUCAAAGACGUUGAAAAUCUCUGCAACAAUCAAGAUUACAACCAUUUUGACCUCGAUUUAUCUUCUUCCCCAUCUAACAAUAAUACCCUUGAACGUUACCCUUCUGUCCCUACACCCAUCCGUCGCUCCAUUUUCCACCGGGUCCGAACCGUUAACUCUCUUCUCCGUCAAUGGCAUACCAGAUCCGACCCACCAAAACUCGACCCUAUUCCCGACGAAACCCCAACUCCCAAAACCCCCAAGCCUCACCAGGCUCGAGUAGUGGUAUACCUCACCAGUCUCCGCGUAAUUCGACCCACAUUCGAAGCUUGCCGAGCUGUGAUGUCGAUACUCCAUGGGUUUCAAGUUGUGAUAGAUGAGAGAGAUUUAAUGAUGGAUUUGGGAUUCAUGUCGGAGCUCCGAGAACUACUCGGGUUGAAACUUAAUGAGCAGCUUACAUUACCGAGAGUUUUCAUUAAUGGAAGAUAUGUAGGUGGGUCGGAAGAGAUAAUACACCUCCAUGAAAUCGGUAAAUUGAAGAAACUAGUUUCUGGGUUACCUCCAAAGAAGAACAACACGUGCGACACGUGUGGUGGUUACAGAUUUAUCCUCUGCUCAGAUUGUAGCGGCAGCCAUAAAAAAUUCUCGGAAAAAAUUGGGUUUCGAUCUUGUUCGAUGUGUAAUGAGAACGGUUUGGUUAAAUGUCCUGAUUGUUCUGCGUUGUCGCCUACUCUCUGCCGUCCGAUUUUAGCUCCCAUCAACGGCUGCUGAUUAACCAGGUUAAAUUUUUUUGGGGGAGGGAUUUUAGGUUUAAUUAUGUUUUAGGGGGAAAAUUAGGUGACAUUUCGUUUUUUUAAUUUUAAAUAGACAUUAUUUUUGGUUGUAUUGUGUUGUUUUUGUUGUGUAAUGUAAAGAUGAUGAUGACAUAAAUAGGGGAAUCAAGACUUUUAGUUGGGUAAUUAAUUUUUUUAGACAAAUAUUUUUGUUUGAUGGUAUUUUAUUCUUAAGUACGUUUGGUUUUAUAGUGAAUUACAUGAUAAAUGUUGAUAAUUGAUGGGGAAUAUUUUCAUUUUCAACUUGUUAUGUUGGAGUAAGAACGAACACUUAUCAUCUGAUCGACGUCCGAUAACUAAGCCUUGUCUAAGUUAGACUAAAUACAAUUUUUUUCAGACAAGGUUUCGAGAUUGAAUAUUUCCUAGUCAUUUCGUUUGCUCGAUCUGUUCUAUAAUUCAAAAAUAAAGUACACUUAUCCAUCCAUUGUAGAUUUGUUUGUAGUUAACAGUUGUACAUGAUUGUGAAUUAUUGGAGGUUAAAUUAGGUGUUUAUGUGAUUUGUCAAAGGAAACAUGUUUGGAAGGUUCAAUUUGAUAUGGUUCAUUUAUGUUAGGACUGGAUAUGUCAAAUGAUGUGUCUUUUUGGGAAAAACUAAGCAAGGUUUUAGAAUGUUCUCUGUUAAGCACUACUAGGAUUACUUAUAAGUAAUCACCAAUGCACAACAAUGAUGAUUAUUUGAAAUUGGGCCUUCAAAAUUCUUAGUCAUUUAGAUGCUUGUUAUUUGCCGCCCAUAGUUUAGUUAAAGAGGUUGGUUUUUUGUUUGUGAAUAGUUGUUAGAAUUGUUCAAAUCAUAUAGACAUUGGGGUGUUUUGCCAACAUAGCUUAUUGGGUUAUGUUGUCUUAUUUUGAUACAAAUAGAUAAUUGGAUGGUUAAACCAACCGUUGCUAAUGUUUGGUAAACUAGCUGGUUGAAAUAACUUAUUAUUACGAAUAAGCUUUUUUGAACAAACUCCAUAAGCAGGGGGUUUAAAAAUAGCUGGUGACAUCAAUUAAUAAAAUCAGUUGAUCAAGUCAGUAACUGUAAUCAACUAUCAAUUGUUUGCCAAAUACCACUAUUAACUAUUAAUUAGCUUUGGCAGGUGAGGGGCUUCAUUCUCCUUGCUAUUUCAUCAUUCUUGCUGUAAGACAACUCUAAAUGAUCAAGUCGACACAAGUAACAAACAUUAUAGAUCCUGAGAGAUGUUCAUUCAGGUCAUCGUGUCGAUUUCACGUUAUGUGUUUCGGGCAGUCUAAAUUCGUGUCUUGAGUCCACAUUAUUUUUUGCAUAAUUUUUAAUUCACGUUGAAUUCGAGUUCGAUUACAAGGUCGGAUAAAUACCAUUUUGUUAGACCAGUUUUAAACAACUAUAGAUAGCAUGAAGUUUGAGUCUGGGGACCACCGAACACUCAAGUCAGUUCCUUGAGCUGUUGGGCAUGCUUAUAAGCUUUUACAUAGUGUUUUGGUUUUGUAUCUUAAUAAAGGGUCCACCAUCAAUUCUAAAACUUUCCCCACUUCCCUUGUUGAAAAAUUUUAUUUAAAUUUACACUUUCAAAGGAGUUGUUUAUAGUUUUUACUGCAAACUGUAUUAUGGGUUGCUGUGCAGCAUAGUGAUUAUAUUGAAUUGAAUGCUUGCAGUUGGUUUGAAAAAUCAUUGAAAUUGAAUACCAGCUCGAUUCAUUAUUCUUCCAUAGCUGGCGUAAAUGUAACAACCUUACUAGGGCUGUAAAAACGGGUUAAAAGGUCGGAAACAGGUCGGUCAAAAACAGGUUCGGUAAAAAACGGUCGGUCAAAAGCAGGUCGUAUAAGUCUUUCGGUACCGGUCGGUUUAUUCGGUAUCCGGUCGAAUCCGGUUUUUUUCCUUGGCGGGUGUCGGUCGGUAUGGGUCCGGUAUUUAUCGGUCCGGUCAUUACCGGAAACAAGUCACAUUCGGUCAGUCCAAAACGGUUUUUUGCAGGUCGUAAUCGGUAUACAGAUCAUAACCGGGCGGUCAAAAUCGGUAAUCGGUCGGUCACAAUCGGUAUGCGGGUCAGAAUCGGUCGGUCACAAUCGGUCGGUUUUGGUCGGUAUCGGUUCAGUUCAAUUUAGUUGAACCGGGAUUCAGUUCUGUUCAGUUCAGUUUUGGUUGGUAUCGGUUCGGUUCAAUUCAGUUAAACCGACAUUCCGGUUAAUUUGGUUGAUAUCGGUUCAGUUCAAUUCAUUUAAACCAUGAUUUAAUUCAGUUCAAUUAUGUUCCAAUUAUUCUGUUCCAAUUUGGUAAAAAAUCGCAUCGUGUUGCCUCAUAAUGUCAUUGAUCAUGCGUUUAUCCAUGAUGGGAAUGAUAUAUACAAGGUGGAACCUCACAUCAAGUUUUAUAGAUGUCGUUAGGUUAUGAGUUUUAUGACAUCAAAUUCAACUAAUCAACUCUAUUUCAACUUUAAGUUUGAUUUUAAACGAACUCUAUUUAAGUUAAUUAAUAUAUUUGAUCAUAGGUCUGGUUAUUUCAACUUGAUAAAUUGAUUAUAAUUGAUAUAUAUUUGAUCAUAUCAGGUUAAUUAUUUUCAAUUUGAUAAAUCAUGUUGUUAUCAAUGUUGAGAAUGAUAGAAGGUGAAACCUCACAUCAAGUUUUUAUAAAUGUGGUUAAGUUAUGAGUUUAAUAUAUAUAUUCAACUAAUCAACUUCGUCUAAGCUAAGUUAAUUAAUAGAUCAUAACAUGUUAUUACAGUCACAAUGUGAGUUUGUUAGAUUGUCUUAAUAAUCUAUCUUCAUCAUUGAUCUGAAUUGACCCUUGUUAGCCCAUGGGUGUGUUAUUUUAAGCUAAUGUGAUCAAUCUAUCUAAUCAAUCUAGCUGCCAGCGAUCUAAGUUAAUUGAUUGGUUUUUCAUUCUAUUUCGUCCUAUCUAAGUCAAUCAUGACAAGUUAACAUGUAAAUCCAUCUACGUUGAUAUGUUUGAUCAUAGGUCUGGUUAUUUCAACUUGAUAAAU